Miscanthus lutarioriparius is the source of this 1287-nucleotide messenger RNA. Lineage: Eukaryota; Viridiplantae; Streptophyta; Magnoliopsida; Poales; Poaceae. The record is from the annotation of a GenBank genome assembly.
AUGGACACAGUAAGGGAGGAGGCAUGGCCUGUGGCUGCACCGCAGCAGCGGCAGCAGCCAUCAGCUCCCCAACCGGAGCAGCAGCAGCAGCAGAAUGGCCGUAUCGAUCUCAGGGAGCUCAAGGCUCAGAUGGAGAAGCGGCUUGGUCCGGAUCGUUCGCGGCGAUAUUUUGGCUACUUGAAUGGCUACUUAUCGGAAAGGCUCGGCAGGCAGGACUUUGAAAAGCUGUGCCUGCAGACCCUGGGGCGGGAGAACCUCCAGCUGCACAACCGGUUAAUCCGUGCAAUUCUCUACAAUGCCUACCAGGGAAAGUGCCCGCCUCCUCCUCCUCCAUUGGAUGCAGGGAGGAGACCUGUUGGGGCAUCAGUAAAGAAGGCUUCUCAGGCUGCUGAAGUGUUGAAUGCUUGCAAUGGUGAUGCCAGGUUGUUACAGGUUCAGGGAUUGAGGCCUGUGGCUACAGCACAGGAUCAUACUUUGAAAGACAGUAUGAAUAACAUGGGCCCAAAUUGUAGGGUGACGACUGCUGUCAAUCACAACCAAGUUACUCACGGUGCUUCUGGAUCUCUGGAGAAUGGUAUUAUAAAUCCACUUGAGUUGAAGAGAUUGCAUUUUCAACAAUGCGAACCUGUAGAGCCACUGGCAAAGCAUCCACGCGUGGAACAGUUGCCACCCAAUAAUAUGCUUUUGCAGAGAAGAAGUAUGAGCAGCACUGCAGACCGGUCUGCAGAAAUAUUGAGAAGUCCUGUACGAGCUCCACUAGGAAUUCCAUUUUGUUCAGCAAGUGUGGGUGGUGCAAGGAAAUUUCCACCUCCACGAAUUGUUGCAGGUGAGGAUCACUUUAACAGCUGUCUUGAUCAUGGUGGGCUGUUCAACACUGAGCUGCUGCACAGACGGAUGGAGAAAACAGCAGAAACGCUGGGUUUAGCUGGUGUCACAAUGGAUAGUGCCGAGCUUCUGAAUAUUGCUCUGGAUAAGUACAUGAAAAACCUGAUUAGGUCAUCUGUUGAGUUAGUAGGAGGUAGUGUUCAGAGGGAUGCAAGGAAAGGGACACCACCAUACAAGCAGCAAGCUUAUGGAAAGCAGAUUAAUGGUGUCUGGCUGCCAAACCAUGUUCACAUUCAAUCAGGUAGCGGGCCAUCAGGAGCCACGAAUGAGAUCGGAAGUAACCAAUUGAUCUCCAUCAAUGAUUUUAAGGUAGCCAUGCAGCUAAACCCUCAACAUCUCGGGGAGAACUGGCCAGUCCUUCUGGAGAAGAUAUGUCUAUGUUCUUCAGAGGAAAAUGACUGA